This is a messenger RNA of Indicator indicator, 721 nucleotides long. RefSeq names its product GINS complex subunit 4 (gene GINS4). Gene Ontology annotation, biological process: double-strand break repair via break-induced replication; DNA-templated DNA replication. Gene Ontology annotation, cellular component: GINS complex. Bases 1 to 675 code for a protein of 224 amino acids. The record is from RefSeq and is a predicted model, not a curated record. Lineage: Eukaryota; Metazoa; Chordata; Aves; Piciformes; Indicatoridae. The transcript has 8 exons.
AUGGCAGCGGUGAGCGCCGAGGGGACGGAGGAGGAUUCGGAUGGGGGAAGUGAGGAAUUGGUGCUCACCCCGGCGGAGCUCAUCCGCAGGCUGGAGCAGGCCUGGCUGAAUGAGAAGUUUGCUCCAGAGCUGCUGGAGAGCAAACCUGAGAUCAUUGAGUGUGUUGUGGAGCAGCUGGACCACAUGGAGGCAAAUCUGAAACGGGCAAAGAGAGGAGACUUGAAGGUCAGCAUUCAUCGUAUGGAGAUCGAAAGGAUCCGUUAUGUGCUCAGCAGCUACUUGAGGUGUAGACUCGUGAAGAUAGAGAAGUUUUUCCCCCAUGUCCUGGAGAAGGAGAAGUCUCGAUCUGAAGGGGAGCCUUCCAUUCUGUCACCAGAGGAGUUUGCCUUUGCUAAAGAGUACAUGGCAAACACAGAGACUUACCUGAAAAACGUGGCCCUAAAGCACAUGCCACCCAACCUGCAGAAAGUCUCUCUCCUGAAAUCAGUGCCCAAGCCCAACCUGGACUCCUUUGUGUUCCUUCGUGUGCUGGAGCGGCAGGAGAACAUCCUGGUGGACCCAGACAUGGAUGAGCAGAGAGAGUACACCAUCGACCUGGAGCUGGGCUCCCAGCACCUCAUCCGCUACAGGACCAUUGCCCCACUGGUGGCCUCGGGAGCUGUGCAGCUCAUCUGAGGGCAAGCAUGCUGGUGACAUGUGAGUGCCUCAUCUGCCAAGAAGC